AUGUGUGCUUUUUAUAUUAUUAAGAAAUUCAAGUUAUUACAAGAAAAGGAAAGAGCUGAAAAAAAUAUUGAAAAAAAGAUUAUUGACAAGAGGAUCAUAUUUGGAAUGGAUGAAGAGAUGCAUGAUCAUACAGAAAAUUCUUCUCUCCACAAACCAUUAUUAGGUACAACAAGUAGUGAUCAUCAUCAUCAUUCACCUUCUCGUCAUCAACAGAAACAAAAACCUUCCUUUAUCAUUCCAAUUGAACAUAUCGAAAUUGAAAAGAAAGUGGCAGCUGGUGGUUUUGGUGUUGUCUAUAAAGGAAAAUUAUGGAACAAGGUGGAUGUUGCCAUUAAAUUGUUAAAAGCAUCCGACCGAGAGGAAAUGGAUGAAGAAUUUGAAAAGGAAGUUUCACUAGUGAGUUCGUUAAGACAUGCCAAUAUAGUGACUUUUUAUGGAAUUUGUCUGACUUCUGAUAGCAAGUAUAUGGUUACAGAAUUUCUUUCGAAAGGAUCCUUAGACAAAAUUAUUUCAAAAAGCAAACAAGGAUUGGAACCUCUGAGUUUGGUAACAAAACUUUUUAUUCUCAUCGGAACUGCUAAAGGAAUGGAAUAUUUACAUGGAAUGACACCAAGAGUUAUUCAUAGAGAUUUGAAACCUGGAAACAUUUUAUUGGAUUCUCAUUUUGAAGCCAAAAUUUGUGAUUUUGGAAUUAGUCGAACGGUGGCCAAUACAACCACUGCCAUGCAAAGUGCAUUUACCAUGAAUUUGGGAACAUUGUUUUAUAUGGCACCUGAACUAUUGGAUCCUCAAUCGGAACAAUUCAUGAGCAACAUGAGCAAGCAAGAACGAGUCGAUUAUUACACCAAACUCGACGUGUAUAGUUUUGGAAUCAUUUUGCACGAAGUGUUUUUUGAGGAAACUCCCUUUGUUUCCAAUGCUAGUAAGCUUUCUCCACUCAAUAGUGUUGGCACAAGUUCAAGCGAUUAUUCGAAUCAUUGUUUCAACAUUCCACAAUUGGUACUUCAGGGAAAAAGACCUACCAUUCCUUUCAGCACCGAAGAGCAAGUGCUGACAUGGAUACAGGAAUACAUGCCAUUGAGUGAGAGAAAGUCGUUGAGAAAUUUACCACAAAGUAUUUUGAUGUAUUUCAGUGUGGUAGAACGUGCAUGGUCCUCUCAACCUUUGUCAAGACCAACAUUUACUGAAAUUAGAAAAAGUUUAGAAGAAAUUUAUUUGCUCAUUCAACAAGAUACAGAACUUUAA
Naegleria lovaniensis is the source of this 1245-nucleotide messenger RNA. RefSeq lists its product as uncharacterized. Gene Ontology annotation, biological process: protein phosphorylation. The transcript is spliced from 3 exons. Gene Ontology annotation, molecular function: protein kinase activity; ATP binding. Bases 1 to 1245 code for a protein of 414 amino acids. The record is from RefSeq and is a predicted model, not a curated record. NCBI's taxonomy places the organism in Eukaryota, Heterolobosea, Eutetramitea, Acrasida, Naegleriidae.